Strongylus vulgaris is the source of this 201-nucleotide messenger RNA. The record is from the annotation of a GenBank genome assembly. Lineage: Eukaryota; Metazoa; Nematoda; Chromadorea; Rhabditida; Strongylidae.
AUGGUGUCGUCCACUGAAUUAUCACCUAUUGACAAAGCUAAACGACAGGCUGCGUACACAUGUGCUGAAAAGAAUGUUGCAAGUGGCUGUCGAUUGGGAGUUGGAUCCGGUUCUACUGUCAAGUACCUCGUGGAAUAUCUUGAGUCAGCAGUCAAGUCUGGAAAAUUGCAGAACAUUGUAUGCGUUCCAACAAGUUUUCUG